AUGUAUCCUAAACACCCUAUGGUGGAGGAAGAGGACCAGGACUGUCUGAAGCUGUGUAUUCCCAGCGUACAGGAUAUCAUGGAAACGGCCUGGAAGAAGUAUUCUUCUGAAGUCGCACCAAUACUUCAGAACCUCAGAUGGCAGGGCCAUUCAAGGUUGAAUCAAACAUAUGAUGCUUAUAGUCAAGCCGAAGGCGUAGAGGGUGCUAUUGAUGCUCACCUGCGUAUGACGACGCAAGACCCAUCUGAGUUAUUCGCACUCGAAGACCUUAGAAACCAAAGCUACUGGAACCCGGAAUACAAAGAAGGCAACUCUGAUUACAUACGAGAUGCUCCUCUCUCAAAAGUGUGGGAGCUGGUCAGUCAUUACCAAUACACGGAUUACCCUUGCAAGCCACAUCAUUCAAUACAUGCAUAUAUUCUGAUUCUCUCUUUCAUGGGUGAGAAGCUGGCGAGAAUUAUUCAAGCUAUGGAUGAUGGAAAGGCGCUGGUCUUACAACACUCGCAAUUGUGGAACUUUGCGGACACAGAAGCAGCACCAGUGAAUUAUUCGUCCGGUAUAGGUUAA
Messenger RNA from Penicillium robsamsonii, 567 nucleotides. RefSeq lists its product as uncharacterized. The transcript is spliced from 3 exons. The record is from RefSeq and is a predicted model, not a curated record. The coding region runs from base 1 to 567 and encodes 188 amino acids. Lineage: Eukaryota; Fungi; Ascomycota; Eurotiomycetes; Eurotiales; Aspergillaceae.